Molecule: messenger RNA, 1099 nt
Organism: Sus scrofa (pig)
Lineage: Eukaryota; Metazoa; Chordata; Mammalia; Artiodactyla; Suidae
Product: olfactory receptor 6B1
Biological process (GO): G protein-coupled receptor signaling pathway
Cellular component (GO): membrane
Molecular function (GO): olfactory receptor activity; G protein-coupled receptor activity
Source: RefSeq, a predicted model, not a curated record
GCACACCAUGUCUCCAGGCACCAACUCCUCAGAGGUGACCGAGUUCAUCCUGGGGGGCUUCCCGGGCUCGCGGGGCCUCCACGGGGGCCUGCUGGGGCUGUUCCUGCUGGCCUACCUGCUGACCGUCACCGAGAACCUGCUCAUCGCGGCCGUGAUCUGCACCAGCCCCCUGCUGCACAAGCCCAUGUACAUCUUCCUGGGCAACCUGUCCUUCCUGGAGGUGGGGUACGUCUCCGUCACGGUGCCCAAGAUGCUGCUCAGCCUGGCGGCGCCCGAAUUCCGCCGCAUCUCCUUCGCAGGCUGCAUGGCGCAGCUAUACUUCUUCCUGGCGCUGGCCUGCACCGAGUGCACGCUCCUGGGCGUCAUGGCCUAUGACCGCUACGUGGCCAUCUGCCGUCCCCUGCGCUACCCGGCCGUCAUGAGCCCCAGCCUCUGCAGCCUCUUGGCCACAGGUUCCUGGCUCUCGGGCUUCACCGUCUCCAUGGGAAAGGUCUUCUUCAUCUCGCGCCUGGGCUACUGCGGCCCCAAUGUCGUGAACCACUUCUUCUGCGACGUGUCCCCCCUGCUGAACCUGGCCUGCUCCGACAUGUCCCUGGCAGAGCUCGUGGACUUCCUCCUGGCACUGCUCAUCCUGCUGGGGCCCCUGCUGCUCACCGUCUCCUCCUACUGCGCCAUCAUCAGCGCCGUGCUGGGCAUCCCCUCCACCGCCGGCCGCCGCAAGGCCUUCUCCACCUGCGCCUCGCACCUGGCCGUGGUGCUCAUCUUCUACUCGGCCUCCCUCUUCAUCUACGCCCGGCCUCGCGCCGUCAGCUCCUUCGACCUCCACAAGCUGGUGUCCGUGGUCUACACGGUGCUCACGCCCCUGCUCAACCCCAUCAUCUACUGCCUGCGGAACCGGGAGGUCAAGGCGGCCCUGCACAGGGCGGGGCAGAGGGCGGCCGGGGCCCUGGGCACCUCCUCCUGGGAUGCGCUGUGGGCCAGCUCCCGCCCGUCCCCAGGACCACCCCCGGGACCCACCCCUGGACCCCUCUCUUAUGCUCCCCCCGCUCGGCACCCGUGCACCAGCUCUGCGGCUGACCGGCCCUGUGCUGACCGAUGA